Molecule: messenger RNA, 3598 nt
Organism: Anoplopoma fimbria (sablefish)
Lineage: Eukaryota; Metazoa; Chordata; Actinopteri; Perciformes; Anoplopomatidae
Product: CD166 antigen homolog
Exons: 16
Coding region: 235-1944 (569 amino acids)
Biological process (GO): cell adhesion
Cellular component (GO): plasma membrane
Source: RefSeq, a predicted model, not a curated record
UGUUCCUACAGCACUGAUGUGAGCGCGAGUUUGGCGAGCACAUGCCACGUUGAGAGAAAGAAGAUCCGAACUGAACAACCAGCAAAAGGGGCUUGCGAGGACCAUUUGAAUCCAAUCCACCUUCAACAAUUAAUAAUAAUAAUAAUAAUUAAAAAAAAAAAAAAACUCCCACCAAGUGGUUUAACAAUCCUCUGAAACAAGCAGCCGACUGAGGUUACCGAGAGACCCGCAAAGAUGCACUUGUUGUCCGCCAGCUGCGUGGCUGCCCUGCUCCUCUUCACCACGCUCCUCCGCCGAGUCAGCGGUUUGGAGACUGUUUUCGGCCUGUAUGGGGAAACAUUAGAGAUCCCCUGCAACAAUGGAGCCCUGAAAACCGAGGACAUCCUGAUCACUAAAUGGAAAUAUGACAAAGGAGAGGGACUUACGGGAGACCUGCUGGUCAAGAUGAAUAAACAGAAUGUUUCAAUCAGCGCUACGGAUGAAUACAAGAGUCGCAUUAGCUUGGCUGCAAACUUCAGCCUGCUGAUCUCUGCAGCCAAGCUGACUGACCAGCGCACUUUCACCUGCAUGGUGGCUGUUGCAGACAUCAAAGAAUACCCAGUUACUGUGGUGAUCUACAAGACGGCGACAGGCCUGGAGAUUUCUGACAAAGCCAAAGAACUGGAGAUUGGCAAACUAACUAAGCUCGGGACGUGUGUUGCAAAAGACUCCAAUCCAGCUGUAAAUAUCACAUGGCUGAAGAACAAUGUGCCUCUGGUGGCUGAUGGGAAAGGGAUUUCCAUCGAAGCAUCGGUGCUGGUGGACCCUGUUACUGGCCUUUCAACUACUUCUUCCAUACUGGAGUACUCAGCCGAGAAGGAAGACACGGACGCUGAGUUCACCUGCAGCACUCAGAACACUGUGGGCCCGGAGCUGGUGUCCUCUCCUGCGACCUUCACAAUCACCUACUCCCCAGAGAACAUCGUCCUUCAGGUAACUGCUAAGGACCCCCUUGUAGAAGGCGACAACGUGACUCUGAAGUGUGUGGCAGACGGUAACCCACCUCCUACCGCCUUUAACUUCCACCUUAAGGGAGAGUUGGUGAAAGUGGAAAAUGCAGAUACUUACACCAUCACGGAUGUCUCGCGUGACUCCACUGGUGAAUACAAAUGCUCCCUUGUUGACGACCCGACAAUGGAAGCAACUAAGAACAUCACAGUCAGCUACCUAGACAUCAAUUUAAGCCCCUUUGGAAGCAUCGUCAAGAGUGCCGGUGAUGCCUUGGAUCUAACUCUCAAGAUUGUUGCCUCUGGAGACAACAAGGUCUCCUGGACAAAGGACAAUGUUAAACUGGACAAGGAGCCCAAGUUUACCAAGCUGACUUACGCUGACUCUGGCCGCUAUGAGUGUGAGGUGAAGAUGGGGCUCCUCAGCCAAAAGGCUUUUCUUGAGCUGGCUGUUGAAGGUGCUCCAGUGAUCAAGCAACUCUCCAAGAAGCGCGGUGAAGACGGCAAACAUAAAGUCCUGAUCUGUGAGGUUGAAGGUUCUCCAAAGCCAGCUGUUUCCUGGAGCAUCAACGGCACCUCGAGUGAAGAUACUCCUUUCGUCAACGGAAAAGUAACACACAAGAUCAAGGUUGAGCCUACUGCAAAUCUUACUGUCUCUUGUAUGGUGUCCAAUGAGUUUGGCUCGGACACCAGGAGUAUAAAUGUGUCAUCCCUAAUUGAGGAGGUGAGAAUGGAUAAGCAAGACCAAUCAGAUGAUAACGACCAAACCAAGUUGGUGGUUGGAGUUGUUGUUGGUCUCCUCGUCGCCACUAUAGUUAUUGGCCUGGCAUACUGGGUCUACAUGAAGAAAUCCAAGCAAGGAAGCUGGAAGACUGGUGAAAAGGAGAACGGGUCCUCUGAGGAGGAGAAAAAACUGGAGGAGAAAGUGGAGGAGAACAGCCAAAAAGCUGAGGUGUAAAGAAACGGCAACCAUCCUUUGGAAAUGUGAAAGUGGGAACGUGGAACUUUUGCACAUCUCUCUUCACCUUUGUCUUUGGGGGGGGAAACAAGUGUACAUUGGGAUGAAGACGCUUUGGAUUUGGUUUCAGGGAAAAUUUGACUAAAAAGCAUAUCCAAACAACUCCCUCACCCGUCAAACCCUCACCCCUCCAUUCCUAAAAAAAAAUAAAAAUGAAUGGAUACUGUAUGUGAUAUACAUAACUUGUCUGCACUACUGAUACACGUGUAAGCUUGUCUACUAUUAGGACUCAUGUUUGUUAGAAUGGAAUUUGGUAAACUGAGAAAAUGCUGAUCUUUUUGGUUUUGUUAGUUGAUGCAAGUAGAAUAACUACUAGACCAGUUGCCUUUGCUGUAAGGAUGUGUAGGCCUACAUUAGUCUGACUCUUUGGCCCUGGGAGACAUAGGGACAUCACCGCCAUUGCUUCUGUGCUUCACUUCAUCACAGCCAAACAACCUCUGCCUUCAACAUCAGUGUACUUAAUUUUUUUCUUGGUGCAUUUGUUUCAGUUUGUUCAUUCAGGCGUAAAAUAAUUGUUGAAAUAGAGAUGAAUUUCCUGAAAGGGCUAUGGGUUAUGGGGGUGAUACUCGUCAUUAGUUAUAGAUGGUGAUAUGAUUUACAUUGCAGGAAGUAGGCGAUGUGGCACAGAGUUCUUUGGCAUUACAUGAUUUUUUUUUUUGUUCUAUGAUUGUGUGCAACUCUUUGUAAAGUAACCAGGAAAGAAAACAAGAGAAACUCAGUUUCUUUUUUUCAAAUGAACUGUACAUUCGACAUAACCACUGUGUAACACAGGCAGGUAGAUUAUUGAGAUAAAUCUUAGCUUAACUCAACUCAUAUCAUUGGCUUUAAUUUGGCUGUACAGAUUGUUUUACAUUAAGCCAGUGUUUUUUGUGUUUUUUUCACGCAAGAACUCAUUGAGCCUGUAGUAAUUAAAUAAAGUUUCAAGACUGUAAGUGAACUCUCAAUUUGUUCUUCAUCAGUGUUGAGGUAUGAUUGUUUAUUGUGUAGCUAUGGCAUAAUUUUUUGAUGGAGCACACAGAGAGGACAAGGUUUUUAUCUCAAAGUGGCCGUCAUUAAAAAUUUGCCUUCUUUUGAAAAUCUACCUGUAAUUUCUUCAGUUUGUGAUGUGCACUAGGGUUCAUGUUUUCAUGUCAGAUUGGUGUAGAAUACGAUGGAAUACUCGCAGCUGUACAUGUCACAAAUUUGGUCCUUUCAAGAGCAUUUACUAAAUUUGAAAAUGUAUCAAGACCAGGAUGUAAUUGUGAAGUAUGUGAAUUUAAUUUUCUUUUUGCUAUUUAUAAUGUAAAAAAUGUCCAGGUACGCAAAUUCAAUUAUUGUCAUAUAAUUCAUAACUUGGAUUGAAACAGUUGGUAAAUUGCUUGCAUAGCUUACAAAAGUGUAAUUAAGUUGCGAGUCAUCAGUAGGUUGCUCAGCGUCUGGUUGAAUGCUAGAUUCAGCAUGUGAUAAUCUCCAGCUGCUGUUUGUUUGCCUACUGUGUGUAAAAACAUCAAAUUGGAAGAUUGACCAAAGAAAGUGAACAUUGCCAUGCAAGUAUUGUAAAUACCUGAUGUUUGUUUUUGUACUUUUGUUUAAAAUAAAGUGUACAUUUGAAAAA